Molecule: messenger RNA, 1271 nt
Organism: Microstroma glucosiphilum
Lineage: Eukaryota; Fungi; Basidiomycota; Exobasidiomycetes; Microstromatales; Microstromataceae
Exons: 1
Coding region: 201-860 (219 amino acids)
Source: RefSeq, a predicted model, not a curated record
AGCGGUCCAUCGCAAGAGCGCUUUGCCGGACCACACUUGCUCCCAUGCAUUGCUGAGGAGCUGGUGCUGAGGGUUGGAGCACCACAACUCCAUCAACUUUGUAGCUUUCCAUCAUCACUCACGUCCCAGUCUAAAUUCUUUUGCAAGGCGAGAGCUGGUCUCUGCUUGCAUUACGGUCGCAGUACCCACAUAUUCGCAGCAUGAAAAUCGCUUUCUGGCUCGCCAUACUUCUGCUCGAAUUCUCUGCGAGAGUCUGGGCUCUUCCGAACGAUGUCUCAUCUUUAGAUCCUCGCUUCAAGGUGAACGUGGGUAGCCAUCCUUCAGCAGGUCAACCAGUUCGUGUAGGCUCAGUGACGCUGAAUCUGACGCCCCUUGAGAUACCGACAACGUCUGGAUUAGACAGUUUACACGGCAGUCCCAGUCGUCCAAGAAGGAAUGCGGGCUCCUUCAGCGCCACUUGGUCGCGCCCCAGAGAACAUCCCUCAUCACAGAGACUUGCGCGGGACGAUGAUCUUUCGAGUCUCUCUUCUGGUUCGCCCAGUAGUCCAUCGCCUAGACGAGGAGCUGGCCGCUCCCCGGCCACCCCUCACCGCAAUCCAGUGUUCGACCGCCACCACAGCCCCUCACCGGCGAGAGGAGCCCGGCCAUGGGCUUACUUCGCGAAUGGCUCCUCGCCGCAAAGAGGUCCCAACAGUCCAGCGCGCCGCUAUCGACCCUUGUCGGAAUCAGACAUAUUCCUGCCUGUCCCUCCGGCAAGGAGCGUCAGUAGCUCGCCUGCACCUGAGGCGAAGAAGAAGGGAGCGUGGGCCAGACUGAAGGGCGCUCUCAGAGGUUGCGCUUCCUGCGCUCGACCGCAAUGACUCGAAAUUUCCAUCGAAGAGUGAGAAUACGAUGCAUGCUUGACAGAGAGCACAACGCAAUUGCUCUAAUGAGAACAAUGCGAGGAAUUGUUCAUUUGAGCUGGGCGUCCCAAGAGCUUUUGCGCAGUAACGAAUGUUCGCUUUACCUAUCUGCCUGUAUCUUUGCUAGUUGCUUUCCCUCUCUGAGGAGUGUCCCCGAAGUUACCGAGUGCUGAACUUCGGCAGAAUUUCACUCUCAUAGGUCACCUUCACACAAGCAAAGCAAGUACUUUGGCAUCAUGAUUGCUCUAGCCUUAGUGCUAUUGCUUCACUAUCCCAAAUGCCUUGAUGAGUCUCCGGACAGUUGCACCCUUGCUAGCGGCAAUGUCUGCCUUGACUUCACCUGCCACGCCUGAACAAGCGCCAGUGUCU